Messenger RNA from Andrographis paniculata, 1131 nucleotides. Its product is annotated as probable glycosyltransferase At5g03795. Gene Ontology annotation, molecular function: glycosyltransferase activity. The transcript has 6 exons. The record is from RefSeq and is a predicted model, not a curated record. The annotation marks the transcript as partial. Lineage: Eukaryota; Viridiplantae; Streptophyta; Magnoliopsida; Lamiales; Acanthaceae.
ACGUUCUUCGGAGUACACUCAAGCGAGAGCCAUUUCAUCAAGAACAUUCGAGAAAGUUCGUUCCUCACCAGAAAUCCCCGGAGAGCCCGCGUGUUCUUCACUCCCAUGCCUUGCCAUCAUAUGAUUCGGCUCUGUUUCGCCAAUUCCCCGAAGCACCUAAUCGAUGAGAGCAUGAAGAUCUCCAACAAAAAGGAUAACACGAAACCGCGUGUGUUCUACAUUCCCUAUACUUGCAAGAAGAUGGAUCCAAAGUCAAGUCGAUUCAAUCCAAUCCAGGAACCAAUCUCCGAUCCAAUCCAGGAAUAUUCAUUCCUUACCUUCGAUACAUUCCAGAACUCGCCAUCAUUCGCCAGAUACGGACUAUUCGAAAAAACAAACACCACAUCCGUCGAGACCCCCUUCGUCAUUUGCGACGAAUUCGCUGCAAAAGCCAUCGAAGAACUCGCAGUGCAGCCUCAGAACUCUGUUCGAUUAGUCUGUUUACAGGGGAGCAAACACAAGCUCGCGUCGUAUAUCGACAUCCCACUUCCGGCAGUGAUCUCACCGCUAUCCGAUCAGCCUGAAAACACCACAAGGACAACGCUCGGUUAUUGGGAAGGCGUUUGCGAGACGUAUGUAAGCAAAAUGCUCGUCAUGCUGUGGGACGACGACGAAAAGCUUUACGUCAACUGCACAGAGAAUUAUUACGACGAAAGCAGAGCAGAGAAGCUCGUGGCUGCCCUGUUCUGCAUUUGUCCCGACGCCGGCGCCAAGUGCAUUGCUGAAGCUAUUCAUUACGGAUGCGUGCCGGUAAUCUUGGGCGAUGAGUAUGCUUUGCCGUUAGACAAAGUCCUUAAUUGGCACAGGUUUUCGAUUCUUUUGGAGGAGAAGGAUGUUUAUGAACUCAAGAGAAUUCUAGAGAGUAAAGACAUUGCAAAGGUUCAGAGCCUACAGAAGAAUCUGAUCAAGGUAAGAAGACAUUUCAGAUGGAAUCGAGCUCCGAGGAUGUACGAUGCAUUCCACAUGACGGUAUAUCAGAUUUGGGUCGAAGAAAAAGAGUGCCGGAAUCUAGAGCACCUCAUGAUCUCGGCCAUCGGCAUCAGCAGCCACUCGAAGCCGCGAUCGCAAACUACUCAAAUUUUUUGGAUCUAG